Molecule: messenger RNA, 3801 nt
Organism: Closterium sp. Yama58-4
Lineage: Eukaryota; Viridiplantae; Streptophyta; Zygnematophyceae; Desmidiales; Closteriaceae
Source: the annotation of a GenBank genome assembly
AUGUACCUGUCCCCCUCGCCGCUGCUCUCCCCGCGCGCGCGCAGGCAAGCGCUCGAGCUUCCCCCCUCGCCUCCCCCCGCGGCGCGCAGGCACGCCCUCGGCUCGCUGAAGCUCUCCCUCGCGUUCCUCGACGCGCUGGACAGCCCCCCCGCUGCUGACGCGGACUUGCGCCUUGCUGACGCGGACUUGCGCCGUGCUGACGCGGACUUGCGCUGUGCUGACGCGGACUUGCGCCGUGCUGACGCGGACUUGCGCUGUGCUGACGCGGACAGCGACGUGGGUGGUGGGAGGACUGGCCAGGUGGUUUGUCAGGUGGGUGGGCGGCUGAGCGGUCGCGUGGGCGGCAGCAUGACGGAUAUGUGGGAGCACAUGGAACGAGCGGGAGUGGCGCCGCAGAGGGAAGUGCGAGGAGAGCACGCAUUGCAGCAGGCGAUGCAGGGGGUAACGCGUCCGCAGUGGGAGCAAGAGCAGCAGCACUCAUUGGUCAAAGAUCCCGCCACCUUCUUGCGACGUGCAUCGUACGCAUCAUACGCACAGGAGUUUGACGCCACGUCAGCGCACCGGCGAAGGUCUAUGGGAGGGGCUGCUGACGUGGAGAAUGGGAGCAGGCGAGAUGGCUUGAACGGGCUUGGGAUUGGUGGUGUGAGGAAUGGGAGGAAGUGGGAGGAUGAUGAGGAGGAGGAUGAGGGGGGGGAGGAGGGAGAAGGGGGAGAGGAGACGGGGUGGGGAGGGGAGGGGAGCUGGUCGGGGUUGGGAGGAGCAGAGGGUGCGAGUGCGGAGAAAGAGUGGCGAGUGUGGCUGGCGAAAGGUGUGACUGCUGCCUCUGCGGGCGCUGCUAGUGCUGCUGCUGCUGCUGCUGCUGCUGCUGGUGAUGGUGGUGGUGGUGGCACUGGUGGUGGUGGUUUUGCUGCUGCUGCUGGUGAUGGUGACAAUGCUGGUAAUAGUGGCGGUGGUGGUGGUGGCGAGGGGGAUGGCGAUGGCAGUGGCAGUUUCAGGGAGUGUGUGUUGCGCAUGCCAUACGAGGCGCUACAGAGGCGGUACCACGUGGUGAGGGGGCGGAUAGGCGAGGGCAUGUUUGGCCGCAUCCACACGUGCGUCGAGCGGUGCUCGCGCCGUGCCUUUGCGUGCAAGUCCAUCAGCAAGAAGAAGCUGCAGUGCGUGGAGGAUGCGGCUGAUGUGCGGCAGGAGGUGGUGAUGCUGCACAUGCUCAAGGGCCACCCGCACAUCAUUGGGCUCAAGGAGGUUCUUGAAGAUCCCAAGGUGAGGCGUGGAGAUCCCAAGGUGAGGCGUGGAGAUCCCAAGGUGAGGCGUGGAGAUCCCAAGGUGAGGCGUGGAGAUCCCAAGGUGAGGCGUGGAGAUCCCAAGGUGAGGCGUGGAGAUCCCAAGGUGAGGCGUGGAGAUCCCAAGGUGAGGCGUGGAGAUCCCAAGGUGAGGCGUGGAGAUCCCAAGGUGAGGCGUGGAGAUCCCAAGGUGAGGCGUGGAGAUCCCAAGGUGAGGCGUGGAGAUCCCAAGGUGAGGCGUGGAGAUCCCAAGGUGAGGCGUGGAGAUCCCAAGGUGAGGCGUGGAGAUCCCAAGGUGAGGCGUGGAGAUCCCAAGGUGAGGCGUGGAGAUCCCAAGGUGAGGCGUGGAGAUCCCAAGGUGAGGCGUGGAGAUCCCAAGGUGAGGCGUGGAGAUCCCAAGGUGAGGCGUGGAGAUCCCAAGGUGAGGCGUGGAGAUCCCAAGGUGAGGCGUGGAGAUCCCAAGGUGAGGCGUGGAGAUCCCAAGGUGAGGCGUGGAGAUCCCAAGGUGAGGCGUGGAGAUCCCAAGGUGAGGCGUGGAGAUCCCAAGGUGAGGCGUGGAGAUCCCAAGGUGAGGCGUGGAGAUCCCAAGGUGAGGCGUGGAGAUCCCAAGGUGAGGCGUGGAGAUCCCAAGGUGAGGCGUGGAGAUCCCAAGGUGAGGCGUGGAGAUCCCAAGGUGAGGCGUGGAGAUCCCAAGGUGAGGCGUGGAGAUCCCAAGGUGAGGCGUGGAGAUCCCAAGGUGAGGCGUGGAGAUCCCAAGGUGAGGCGUGGAGAUCCCAAGGUGAGGCGUGGAGAUCCCAAGGUGAGGCGUGGAGAUCCCAAGGUGAGGCGUGGAGAUCCCAAGGUGAGGCGUGGAGAUCCCAAGGUGAGGCGUGGAGAUCCCAAGGUGAGGCGUGGAGAUCCCAAGGUGAGGCGUGGAGAUCCCAAGGUGAGGCGUGGAGAUCCCAAGGUGAGGCGUGGAGAUCCCAAGGUGAGGCGUGGAGAUCCCAAGGUGAGGCGUGGAGAUCCCAAGGUGAGGCGUGGAGAUCCCAAGGUGAGGCGUGGAGAUCCCAAGGUGAGGCGUGGAGAUCCCAAGGUGAGGCGUGGAGAUCCCAAGGUGAGGCGUGGAGAUCCCAAGGUGAGGCGUGGAGAUCCCAAGGUGAGGCGUGGAGAUCCCAAGGUGAGGCGUGGAGAUCCCAAGGUGAGGCGUGGAGAUCCCAAGGUGAGGCGUGGAGAUCCCAAGGUGAGGCGUGGAGAUCCCAAGGUGAGGCGUGGAGAUCCCAAGGUGAGGCGUGGAGAUCCCAAGGUGAGGCGUGGAGAUCCCAAGGUGAGGCGUGGAGAUCCCAAGGUGAGGCGUGGAGAUCCCAAGGUGAGGCGUGGAGAUCCCAAGGUGAGGCGUGGAGAUCCCAAGGUGAGGCGUGGAGAUCCCAAGGUGAGGCGUGGAGAUCCCAAGGUGAGGCGUGGAGAUCCCAAGGUGAGGCGUGGAGAUCCCAAGGUGAGGCGUGGAGAUCCCAAGGUGAGGCGUGGAGAUCCCAAGGUGAGGCGUGGAGAUCCCAAGGUGAGGCGUGGAGAUCCCAAGGUGAGGCGUGGAGAUCCCAAGGUGAGGCGUGGAGAUCCCAAGGUGAGGCGUGGAGAUCCCAAGGUGAGGCGUGGAGAUCCCAAGGUGAGGCGUGGAGAUCCCAAGGUGAGGCGUGGAGAUCCCAAGGUGAGGCGUGGAGAUCCCAAGGUGAGGCGUGGAGAUCCCAAGGUGAGGCGUGGAGAUCCCAAGGUGAGGCGUGGAGAUCCCAAGUCCAUCCAUCUCAUCAUGGAUCUCUGUUCGGGCGGGGAUCUCUUCGACGCAAUCAAGGCCAGGAAGCACCUCCCCGAGCCGCUAGCGGCACGACUCCUCCAGCAGCUGGUGGGGGCGCUGCAGCACUGCCACGCCACCGGCAUCGUCCACCGCGACGUCAAGCCCGAAAACAUCCUCCUCGUCUCCUCCUCCUCCGCUGCUGCAGCGCGCCGCACGGCUAGCACAGGGAGCAGUGCCACGUGUGCAGCAGCAGGAGGAGGAGAGGGGAGCAGUGUUCGUCUGGGUCUGGGUGAUGGGGUUGGUGAUGCUGGCGAGCACCUGGGGUUGCUGCGGAAAGGAGCCACGGUGGGCAGCAGCACAGUGUCGUUUCUUGGUGAUGGGGAGUGCGAUCUGCACAUCAAGCUCAUUGACUUUGGCGUCGCUGCCUUCCUUGACCAUGACGGCAUGUGCAGGCACACGGCAGGCACCACAGAGUACAUGGCACCAGAGGUGCUCUCAGGGGGACGCUACUCCCCUCUGGUGGACGUGUGGAGCGCGGGAGUCGUGCUAUUCGUCAUGCUCUCAGGCGUGCUCCCCUUCUGGCCGUCGCAACGCGAGGGCCGCUCCACAGAAGAUGCGGUGCUGCGCCAGCCGCUGCGCUUCGGCCACUUCCGCUGGGCCGCGGUGUCGGGGGCGGCAAGGGACCUCGUGGCGAGGAUGCUGACGAGGGACCCUGAGAAGAGGAUAUCGGCCCUGCAGGUGCUCGGUGAGUUGUAG